AUGGGAAAAUCAUCAAAGGAUAAACGCGAUAUUUUCUAUCGGCUAGCGAAAGAACAGGGAUGGCGUGCACGUAGUGCUUUUAAACUUUUAGAAAUUGAUGAUGAAUUUCAUGUGUUAAAAGGAGUUAAACGCGUGGUUGAUUUAUGUGCUGCGCCCGGAAGUUGGUCGCAGCCAUCACAAUCUCCACCAAAAAUUGUCGCCGUCGAUUUACAAACAAUGGCAAGAAAAUUUAAAAGAUAUUUGAAUAUUGGUGACAUAACCAAACAAUCAACAGUAGAACAAAUUCUCGGGUAUUUCGAGGGUGAAUUUGCAGAUAUUGUAGUAUGUGAUGGAGCUCCAGAUGUAAUCGGACUACAUGAUUUCGACGAAUACAUUCAAGCACAACUGGUACUUGCCGCACUAAACAUUACUACACACAUCUUACGCCCCGGUGGCACAUUAAUCGCAAAGAUUUUUCGUGGGAAGGAUGUGACGUUGUUGUAUGCUCGGCUAUUAAGGUUUUUUGAACGUGUUACAUGUGCUAAGCCGAGGAGUUCUAGAAAUUCGAGUAUUGAAGCAUUCGUGGUUUGCCAGAAUUAUCGACCACCAAAAGAUUAUAUUCCCACAAUGACAAAGCCUAUACUGGAUUUAUCUUAUGACGAAAAUAAUAAAUUGCUUGGACCUUCUCGUCUUAUUGUUCCGUUCGUCGCGUGUGGUGAUGCAAGUGGAUUCGAUUCAGAUCAAACAUAUCCUCUUGAGGAAAAAAGCCUUGAUCCGCUACAACCACCAAUAGGCGCACCAUAUCGUACCGCGAUCACAUUAAAACAACAAAACUAUUAUAACAAGAUUCCAUCCUAG
Messenger RNA from Ambispora gerdemannii, 837 nucleotides. The record is from the annotation of a GenBank genome assembly. NCBI's taxonomy places the organism in Eukaryota, Fungi, Glomeromycota, Glomeromycetes, Archaeosporales, Ambisporaceae.